AUGGGUUUCCUCAGUGAAUUGAUGUCAGAAUUCAAGGGCUCCAAGAGCGGCGGCGAACAGCAACAGCAACAACAAUCCGGAUACUCCGGAUAUCCCCCACAGGAACAGUAUGGUGGCUAUCAGCAACAGCAGCAGGGCUACCCACCACAACAGCAAGGUUAUCCCCCACAACAGGGUUACCCACCACAGCAACAGGGUUACCCGCCACCACAGCAGUCUUCCGGAGGACCACCACCGGUUUCCCCUCCAUGGUACGCAGAGUGGGAUGGACGGGAGAACCGCUGGGUCUUUGUGAACCAGCAAAACGGUGAACGCACAUACAACUACCCUGGCCCCGGCUUUGCACAACAGCAAGGUAGCUACGGUGCCCCACCACCACAAGGAGGAUACGGCUACGGCCAAGGCGGCUACAGCAAUCAGGGUGCAUCCAACCAGAGCGCCUAUGACCCUACACGUGGCUCUGCUCCAGAGGAGAAGAAGAGCGGAGGCAAUGGCUGGAAGUACGCCGCAGCGGGUGCCGCUGGACUUGCAGGUGGAGCCCUACUAAUGCACGAGAGCGAUAAAAUUGGCGAGAAAAUGGACGAAGCCAAAGAGGGCAUCGAAAACGCCCCCGAAAACGUCGCCCAUUGGACUGGCGAACAAGCCGGCCGCGUCGAGAACUUCGGCGACGACGUCGAACAGAAAUGGGACAAUGGUGUUCAGAACGUCGAAGAUUUCCCCGAGAACGCAGCCAGGUGGACGGGUGAGAAGGUCCAGGAGGUUGAGGACAUCCCAGAGGAUAUUGAGAACAAGUGGGAUAAUACGGUUGGUGGUGUAGAGAGGUUUGGGGAUAACAUGGAGGAUGCCUAUGAUGAGGGAAGGGAGGAGCGAAGGUAUGAGGAUGAUGAUUACUAG
Messenger RNA from Bipolaris zeicola 26-R-13, 894 nucleotides. RefSeq lists its product as uncharacterized. The transcript is spliced from 2 exons. Lineage: Eukaryota; Fungi; Ascomycota; Dothideomycetes; Pleosporales; Pleosporaceae. The record is from RefSeq and is a predicted model, not a curated record. The coding region runs from base 1 to 894 and encodes 297 amino acids.